Molecule: messenger RNA, 638 nt
Organism: Aspergillus versicolor CBS 583.65
Lineage: Eukaryota; Fungi; Ascomycota; Eurotiomycetes; Eurotiales; Aspergillaceae
Exons: 2
Coding region: 93-440 (115 amino acids)
Source: RefSeq, a predicted model, not a curated record
GCUCUCAGUCUGAUGUCCAUGUCCUUUCUUAAUCCAGGAUCAAAGUGAGAAAUUGUUUCUCUUCACAGAGCUGACUUGGUGUCUCAGCCGUAAUGCGGUCUUUUCACUUUUCCUGUCACUUGAGCUGUUUUCUCACAACACAUUCUCCCUUCUCCCCUUUCCUCACCCUCUUUCCCUCCUCCUCCUCCUUCCUUCUCUUCCCUUCUACCUUCUAUCUUCAAUUCCUGACAGGCUGUUUUCACGUUCUGCAUUGCUGCCCCUGCAACCGAAUCCGUGCUGGGCCCCUUCGGGGGACCCUUGGUCCGCCUCUCAGCGUGUACAACAUGAUGAGUAACCAGUUGAAGAAGAUCAAGGUCAAAAAACACCUCCUUAGCCCGAGUCCUUACAUCUACGGCCAAUACUACCACUUCGUCGGUAUAGACUGCCUACCUAUACGGUAGCCGCUUUAUAUCGACAUGCCCUCGCCAUCUUGGUUGAGGAGAUUACAAUCAGUCUCAAAACAUUCACAAAAACAAAAUACCUUUCCAUCAUGUGCAAGUUCAGUGUUUGGUUAUGUCCCUCUGCGUUCACUCGCAUCUUUUAACCUCGCCUAUUUUGUUUAUCAUUUUCUCAUUUCGUCUCUGUAUCCUCUUUGAUUU